AUGCCGCGAAUACAUUGCCCCACGACACCUGCUCCGUUUCCCACCGACUCAUGGGCAUACCUUCAACGAGCAGAAGAAAGUAAGAGAGGUGAAAAGCCAUCUGAUUACGAGCCUCCAGUCGAAGCACCGGUGCGUCUGAAUAUCGCUAUCGUUGGAGCAGGCGUCGGCGGUCUGGCAACUGCCAUUGAUCUGCGCCGAGAUGGCCAUGCCGUGCAUGUCUACGAGGACGCACCAGCUUUGAGCGAGCUUGGUGCAGGGAUACAGGUCCCUCCAAACUCCCUAACAAUCAUGCACAGAUGGGGCAUGGCAGGUUCGCUGACGGCCAUGUCAGUCGAUCCUCAGAACCUUUGGUGGAAACGUUGGGACAAUGGGAAGAUCAUUGCUCGGACUAAGUACAAGCCAAACUUCGAACAGGACUUUGGUGUGUCAUAUCGGGUCAUUCACCGAGCUCACCUUCAUGGAGCCUUACACGCGAAAGCAGUUGAACUGGGAGUGCACAUUGAGCUCGGUCGCACGGUUCAGGAAUAUAAUCCAGAGCGGCCGUCUAUAAGGUUCAAGACCGGAGGAGAGGUCUUCCCUGACCUCGUGAUUGCUGCUGACGGUCUCAAAUCGUCCGCGAGGCACGUUAUCACAGGGAAGCAAAUCUCACUACGAAAUCAUGGCUUCGCUGCUUACAGAGCGUGCGUUUCGGUAGAAGAAAUGCGAAAGAAUCCUCUGAUCGCGAAGAAUAUGGAUUUCGACAGUCUAUGUCUGUGGGUGGGCGAUCAGACUCAUGUCAUGUCAUAUCCUAUCAAGGGUGGCGAGGACUGGAAUAUGGUCACUACUGUACCAGACCAAAGAGACCGGUGCGGAUGGGACAAUUGGUCAAGACAGUCUCUCGUGAUCAUGCGCUCCUACUAUGUAGGCUGGGAUCCAACUUUACUGGAGAUCCUGAAGCUAGUCAAAAGCAUAUCAAAGUGGCCGGUCCAAGACAUAGAGCAGCUCGACAGCUGGUCACAUCCGAGCAAGAAGAUGAUCAUGCUUGGCGACGCCGCGCACGCCAUGCUCCCUUCUAUGGCUGCAGGCGCCUCGAUCGCCAUCGAAGACGCCUACGGUCUGGCUCAAGCACUUCGAUUGAUUAAGUCACCUUGCGAGCUACCGGAUGCUAUCAAGACUUGGGAAUCUGUUCGCAUCCCUCGCGCUCACGCCAUGCAAGAGGCCAGCUACCGAUACAUGUACACACUUCACCUUGCCGAUGGAUCUCAGCAAAGGGCACGGGACUAG
This is a messenger RNA of Fulvia fulva, 1263 nucleotides long. Its product is annotated as FAD-dependent monooxygenase OpS4. Gene Ontology annotation, biological process: secondary metabolite biosynthetic process. The transcript has 6 exons. Gene Ontology annotation, molecular function: monooxygenase activity; FAD binding. The record is from RefSeq and is a predicted model, not a curated record. Lineage: Eukaryota; Fungi; Ascomycota; Dothideomycetes; Mycosphaerellales; Mycosphaerellaceae. Bases 1 to 1263 code for a protein of 420 amino acids.